Anopheles funestus (African malaria mosquito) is the source of this 2079-nucleotide messenger RNA. Its product is annotated as alkylated DNA repair protein alkB homolog 8. Gene Ontology annotation, molecular function: S-adenosylmethionine-dependent methyltransferase activity; tRNA binding. Gene Ontology annotation, cellular component: nucleus; cytoplasm. Gene Ontology annotation, biological process: tRNA wobble uridine modification. Lineage: Eukaryota; Metazoa; Arthropoda; Insecta; Diptera; Culicidae. The record is from RefSeq and is a predicted model, not a curated record. Bases 87 to 1943 code for a protein of 618 amino acids. The transcript is spliced from 3 exons.
CGGCUGUCAAGUUUGUUUGUUUGUUUACUUUUCUACAGAGCGGCAAUCUGCAUGUGCGUAUUUUCUGCUGCAAUUUUAGCUCAGCAAUGACUUUAUCAAAAAAUUUGGAGAAAAAAAUCGCCAAGAAAAUUAAACGCUGUCAGCUGUUAAUAGAAAAAGAUGCAGAAACACAAUUUAGCGAUGAACCAACUGAGUUUAUUGUAAUCUGCAAUGCAGGCCUUUCGACGGGUUUACAGCAAGAGGCUCUACUAACGGAAGCUCUACAGCAUGGACCAAUUCGAAAGGUGCGAUUUCCUCCCGGCAAAUCGUACUCCUUUGUGCAAUGCACAUCCAAAGCUAGUGCCGAAGCUAUGUAUACGGCACUAAACGGUGUUUCUACGUUGGGUCAAGACGGAGCCGUAUUGCUAUUGGCGUUUUGUAAUGCACUACCUCCGUGUCUGGAUGAGCCAUGGAGUAAUGAUCUACCUGGUGGCUUGAUUCUGGAACGUGAUUUUAUCGAUGAAACGAUGGAAAAUAUCCUAUUGCAGGCGGUGAAUUGUGACGAUAGUGAAGAAACCAACGUGCAGCUAAAUAAGACCCUCAAACACCGCAAAGUGAAACAUUUUGGAUAUGAAUUUGUCUACGGCACGAAUAACGUAGAUAAGACGAAACCUCUGGACCGAAAAAUACCAUUCGUCUGUAACGAGCUGUGGAAUAGGUUGCAGAUCCUUCAUCCCGAGCUGCGCUGGCACAUUCCCGAUCAGCUCACGGUGAAUCAAUACGAUCCAGGACAGGGUAUACCGCCACAUGUAGACACUCACAGCGCAUUCGACGAUCCGAUUCUAUCCCUCUCGCUUGGAAGCGACAUUGUGAUGGAAUUUAAACAACCCUCUUCCGGGAAACAGAUAUAUGUAGAUUUACCAUCCAGGUCACUCCUAAUAAUGGCGGGCGAGAGCCGAUACGAUUGGACGCAUGGUAUAACGCCCCGCAAAAUGGACACGAUACCAUCUCCAAAUGGCGACUUGACCGUGCGAAAGCGAAAGCUACGAGUUUCGUUAACGUUUAGAAAAUUGCUUCCGAACGACCGUUGUGCCUGUCCGUUUCCCAGGCUUUGUGACACGGCGCAACAAUCAGCAGAUGAGCAGACAAAUCUUCUCGAAUGUCACGCUGCCCAGGUAGAAGCACAGAACGUUCAUCGGGUUUACAAUGAGAUAGCGAAACAUUUCAGUGACACACGACACUCACCAUGGCCAAAGGUAGAAGCUUUUGUGCAAUCAUUAUCGGACGGAGCUGUUUUGCUGGAUGUUGGAUGCGGCAAUGGAAAGUACCUAGCUUCGAGCGGACGUGCUCUAUUGUUGGGAUGUGAUCGCAGUGAAGGUUUACUGCAGGUUUGUGUUGAUCGAGGAUUUAAUGUACUGCAGUGUGAUUGCCUCGCGGUGCCUUUUCGUGAUGAAUCAGUCGAUGCCUGUAUCAGCAUUGCAGUCAUUCACCACCUAGCAACCGAUCAGCGAAGAAAGCAAGCCAUUUCGGAGAUGAUACGCGUGCUACGCCCCGGAGGUAAAGCGCUAAUUUACGUUUGGGCUAAAAACCAGGAAGCUAAUGCAAAAAAGUCCAGCUAUUUACGGCAGAACAAACACAACAACAAACCUAACGCCGAAAACGAACCUUCGAAGGAUAGUGGUCAGGUAGUGCAAGCAGAACAAGUGAUCGCUGGAGUAAGCGAUUGCAUGCUACCGGUGCACACGAACCGGACGCAGUUUCAACACCAAGAUUUGCUCGUACCAUGGAAACUACGAACGAACGAUUCGAUGGAAAAGACCACAUUUCUGCGGUACUAUCAUGUAUUCGAAGAACACGAGCUGGAAAAGCUUUGUCUGGCUAGUAGCAAAAAUCACGUCGAACUAAUAGAAAGUUAUUACGAUCAAGGGAAUUGGUGCGUAGUGUUGGAAAAGCGUGGUCGCUAAACUUUGUCCUACGUUCACUUAUACGUCGCCGACGUCUUCAUCCCCUGCUUUGACUACGCUAUAAAACUGUACCAGCUCAUCGUACGAAUAGUUUUCGAGCAAUUCGAUCAGCUGUGGUAGCUUCGUUUUCACGUUC